UUUUAUUUAUAACACUUUUGGAUCAUGGAUCAGGCUGCUCAAGAUCAUUUGGAAAUGAAGAAGAUGCAAAAUGAUGAACACUUCAAGACACUCAAGAGUAUCAAGGAUACUAAAAGCUCUCCCUUCUUCCAAGGAAACAAGGUGCUGUCUUGAUCUCGUGUGCUUAUGAAGAACGGACAGAGUGUAGCUAUCCCUUUCAAGGCCCUGCCAGUGCCUAAAGAUCUGAGAUUGAAACAAUCUCAGCAGAAAACUUCUAUGGCAAAAGAUACUUUCAAGGUCAGGAAUAGCUUACAUGCAGGAAUGGUGAGAAAACCUUUGGAGAAGUAUCACCCGAAUGCUCAUAGGAGUAGGCUUCCUUCUCCAACCGUUGUAAUGCCGUAUAAAAACUCUUCGUCCAUCAUUAUUGGAGACAGGAGCUACCAAGAUAGAAGGAAGUAUGUGUCAACUAACAGAAAUUCCUUCUCAAGAGUUGCCGAGAUGAACACUUCUAAUGGAGGUAUCAUCUCGACCAAGACUAAGUGGAAGAAACAUUUGCAAGAAUUAUAGAUAAUUAUUGCAUUCUCAAUGUUUAU
Molecule: messenger RNA, 572 nt
Organism: Moneuplotes crassus
Lineage: Eukaryota; Ciliophora; Spirotrichea; Euplotida; Euplotidae
Source: the annotation of a GenBank genome assembly